CUCUCGCUCUCGCUCUCGCUCUCGCUCGCAUCCAUGGCGUUUUCGCCAACCGCUCAUCAUGCUCAUCCAUGUACUUCCUCCUUCUCCCACCUCCAUUCCUCUCUGAUACCUCCCUUCAAGCUGCGCGUGCUCCCGCUCGCUUCCUCGCUGAAGCCGAAUCGCUCCCGCGGCCGCGCCGGCGUCCGCGUCCGCGUCGUCCGCGCCUCUUCCGGGACCGCGACUCUCGACUCCGGCAACGGAGCGGUCCUCGCCGCCGCCGACGGGCCGGAGGCCGAUUCGUCUUCCUACGGGAGGCAGUACUUCCCUCUCGCCGCCGUUGUUGGCCAAGAUGCAAUUAAAACUUCUUUGUUGCUUGGUGCCAUUGACCGGGAAAUUGGAGGGAUUGCCGUCUGUGGCAAACGAGGAACAGCCAAGACAAUAAUGGCCCGUGGACUGCAUGCUAUUUUACCACCCAUUGAAGUAGUUGUUGGUUCAAUAGCAAAUGCUGAUCCAUCCUGCCCAGAAGAGUGGGAAGAUGAACUUUCUGAUAGAGCAGAGUAUGAUUCUGCUGGUAAUAUGAGGACAAAGAUUAUAAAAUCUCCUUUUGUUCAGAUUCCACUUGGAGUCACAGAGGACAGACUCCUUGGGUCUGUUGAUGUUGAAGAAUCUGUCAAAACAGGGACAACUGUUUUCCAGCCUGGCCUUCUUGCUGAGGCCCACCGAGGGGUUUUGUAUGUUGAUGAGAUCAAUCUGUUGGAUGAGGGUAUUAGUAAUUUGCUUCUUAAUGUUUUGACUGAAGGAGUCAAUACAGUGGAAAGAGAGGGAAUAAGCUUUAAACAUCCAUGCAAACCGCUUCUAAUUGCUACUUAUAACCCGGAGGAGGGUGCUGUACGAGAACAUCUUCUAGAUCGCAUUGCCAUAAAUUUGAGCGCAGAUCUUCCUAUGAGCUUUGAAGAUCGUGUUGCUGCAGUUGAUAUUGCAACCAAGUUCCAGGAGCAUACUAAUGAGGUUUUUAAGAUGGUGGAGGAGGAAACAGACUAUGCAAAGACUCAGAUCAUUUUGGCUAGAGAGUAUCUGAAAGAUGUCACAAUCAGCAGAGAGCAGUUGAAGUACUUAGUGAUGGAAGCCCUUCGAGGUGGUUGUCAGGGACAUAGAGCUGAGCUGUAUGCUGCCCGAGUUGCAAAGUGCUUGGCUGCUUUAGAAGGGCGUGAAAAAGUUAACGUGGAUGACCUUAAAAAAGCUGUGGAGCUUGUGAUCCUUCCUCGUUCAAUUGUUAGUGAGAACCCACCAGAACAAAAUGACCAACAGCCUCCUCCACCACCUCCUCCGCAAAAUCAGGAUUCUGGGGAGGAGCAAAAUGAAGAGGAAGAUCAAGAGGAUGAGAGUGAUGAAGAGAAUGAACAGCAGCAAGAACAGCUACCUGAGGAGUUCAUCUUUGAUGCCGAAGGUGGUUUGGUCGAUGAGAAGCUCCUCUUCUUUGCUCAGCAAGCGCAGAGACGUCGAGGGAAGGCUGGUCGAGCAAAGAAUGUUAUAUUUUCUGAGGAUAGAGGCCGGUAUAUCAAGCCCAUGCUUCCAAAGGGUCCGGUGAAGAGGUUAGCUGUUGAUGCUACCCUAAGAGCGGCUGCACCAUAUCAGAAGCUGCGCAGGAUGAAGGAUGUCCAUAAGAGUAGGAAAGUGUAUGUAGAGAAAGCUGAUAUGAGGGCAAAAAGAAUGGCUCGGAAAGCUGGAGCAUUGGUAAUAUUUGUGGUUGAUGCAAGUGGAAGUAUGGCUCUGAACCGAAUGCAGAAUGCCAAAGGUGCAGCCCUUAAGUUGCUGGCUGAGAGCUAUACAAGCAGAGAUCAGGUCUCUAUUAUUCCUUUCCGUGGAGAUGCUGCAGAAGUUCUCCUGCCUCCUUCCAGGUCAAUUUCGAUGGCAAGAAAGCGUCUUGAGAGACUUCCCUGUGGUGGAGGUUCUCCCCUGGCUCAUGGUCUUACCACGGCCGUGAGGGUUGGGUUAAAUGCAGAGAAGAGUGGUGAUGUUGGACGUGUGAUGAUUGUUGCCAUAACUGAUGGUAGAGCAAAUAUAUCUCUGAAAAGAUCCACUGACCCCGAAGCUGCUGCUGCUAAUGAUGCUCCAAGGCCCUCAUCACAAGAGUUAAAGGAUGAAAUCCUUGAAGUGGCUGGGAAGAUAUACAAAACGGGGAUGUCGCUCCUCGUAAUUGACACAGAAAACAAGUUUGUUUCCACUGGUUUCGCUAAGGAGAUAGCCAGAGUCGCGCAAGGUAAAUAUUAUUAUUUGCCCAAUGCUUCAGAUGCCGUCAUCUCAGCCACGACAAAGGAGGCUUUAUCAUCCUUGAAGAACUCUUAAUGCCGAGGACGCUCUCUUCCGUGUUUUCUGGGGUACCUAGCAGACCCCAAGACUACGCCGCCAUUUCCCUUUAUCGCUGAAGCUCGAGUCGUAGUGAGCAGUGAGCCAAGUUUCAUGAGCUAAGAUCAAACUUAAUUUCAGAAAAUUGAGGUCAGGAAGGAGAAACGGACGAUUCUUCGAUCCAAGGCAAACUUACUACGCAUGUUCUCUUCGGCUUUCUUAGCAUUAGCAGUCAGCACAGCACUCCAAAAAUGAAAUAUGAAUGUGAAUGCUCUCUUUUUUUAA
This is a messenger RNA of Eucalyptus grandis, 2610 nucleotides long. Its product is annotated as magnesium-chelatase subunit ChlD, chloroplastic. The coding region runs from base 34 to 2325 and encodes 763 amino acids. NCBI's taxonomy places the organism in Eukaryota, Viridiplantae, Streptophyta, Magnoliopsida, Myrtales, Myrtaceae. The transcript is spliced from 15 exons. Gene Ontology annotation, molecular function: ATP binding; ATP hydrolysis activity; magnesium chelatase activity. The record is from RefSeq and is a predicted model, not a curated record. Gene Ontology annotation, biological process: chlorophyll biosynthetic process.